GACAUACAGUGACGCGUCCUCCAACGCCUGUCCAGAACACAUUAUGCCACCAAAAGCUGACUGGGAGAAGUAUCAGAAGAAGGUAGACGAGAAGGAGGAGAAGAUUCAAGCGCUGGAUGACAGCGAUAUCCAAAUCCUCAAGACCUAUGGUCAAGGUCCUUAUGCAAUGAAACUCAAAAAGAUUGAGAAUGACAUUAAGGAGGUUCAAAAGCGUAUAGAUGAAAAGCUUGGUGUCAAGGAGUCGGACACUGGCCUUGCGUCACCAAACCUUUGGGAUCUCCCCGCAGACCGGCAGCGUAUGGGUGAAGAGCAUCCUCUUCAAGUGGCAAGAUGCACAAAGAUUAUCCCGGUAGACCCAAAGGCAGCAGAAGCAGCCCGUUCUCUGAACCCUGCGGGAGCUGCGCAAGGACAGAAGGGUGCUGACGAACAAGACAAAUAUGUCAUCAACAUCAAGCAAAUUGCAAAAUUUGUUGUGGGUUUGGGUGAACGUGUUGCUCCUACGGAUAUAGAAGAAGGCAUGCGUGUUGGUGUUGACCGAACCAAGUAUCAAAUACAGAUACCACUGCCCCCCAAGAUUGACGCCUCAGUAACAAUGAUGCAGGUUGAAGAAAAACCUGAUGUUACAUAUUCAGAUGUCGGUGGUUGCAAAGAGCAGAUAGAGAAACUACGUGAAGUUGUUGAAACACCGCUAUUAUCACCCGAACGCUUUGUGAAUCUUGGAAUCGACCCACCCAAGGGCGUUCUGUUAUAUGGCCCCCCUGGAACUGGUAAAACUCUGUGCGCCCGUGCUGUAGCGAACAGGACAGAUGCUACUUUCAUCCGUGUCAUCGGUUCAGAGUUGGUGCAGAAGUAUGUUGGCGAGGGUGCACGGAUGGUUCGCGAAUUGUUUGAAAUGGCCCGGAGUAAAAAGGCCUGCAUUAUAUUCUUCGAUGAAGUGGACGCUAUCGGAGGUGCUCGGUUUGAUGAUGGUGCUGGAGGCGAUAACGAAGUGCAACGCACAAUGUUGGAGCUUAUCAAUCAAUUGGAUGGUUUCGAUCCCAGAGGUAAUAUCAAAGUAUUGAUGGCAACAAACAGACCGGACACCUUGGACCCUGCACUUCUUCGACCAGGGCGAUUGGACAGACGAGUUGAAUUCUCGUUACCUGACAAUGAGGGUCGGGCUCAUAUCCUGCGGAUCCACGCACGAAGUAUGAGUGUCGAGCGAGAUAUUCGCUUUGACCUCAUUGCUCGACUAUGCCCAAAUACAACCGGAGCUGAGUUACGAUCGGUGGCAACAGAAGCUGGUAUGUUUGCAAUAAGAGCACGGCGAAAAGUCGCUUCAGAACGAGAUUUCUUGGAUGCUGUUGAGAAAGUGGUGCGGCAAGGAACGAAGUUCUCUAGCACAUUAGCGGAAGUGGCUCAGCUCCUUGCCAGUUUUGCAUCGCAUCCACCCUUACCUCUGACUUUAUUGACACUUUUGUCCUUUGGCCGUCCUUUAACUCCCGAAUCCGUGCUGAAAUCUGUAUCCUACGCUCUCUCAGAGAUACCACGCCGACUGGCUACCCGCGUUCGCAACCUCGAGGCCCUUCCGUUUAUCGUAGGCACAAACCCAUAUGUGGCGAAUACCUUGACUGCUUACAGACAAAGCUUCGAGUGGUUGGCAACAUAUCCGCCAGUCAAGACUUUAGAGGAGAACGCCGAGUUUACUGCACAGCUGGAGCAACUUGUUACAAGCCAUGCUAAUGACAUACCCACCAUGGCAAAGGGUUUUCAGGAAUGCUCUCGCUAUAUGUCCCCUACGCAAAUCAGUAGCUUCUUAGAUGGUGCAAUCCAUAAUCGCGUCUCUGUUCGGCUGAUUGCAGAACAACAUAUUGCCUUAUCUCAAGCACUUCAACGUUCAUCUGGACAUACAUCUCAUGAUGGGGUGGUUGAUAUGGCAUGCUCUCCUGCGAACAUGGUGAAAAUGUGUGGAACUUUCGUAAGCGAAUUAUGCGAGGCAACUCUCGGGGCUAGCCCAGUCAUCGUCAUUGAUGGACAUCCUGAAGCUAGGUUUGCUUAUGUCCCAGUUCAUCUAGAAUAUAUUAUCACAGAAAUCCUCAAAAACGCAUUCCGCGCUACAGUAGAGCAUCAUUACAAGACACACGGCCAUUCACCUGCUCAUAAGCUUCCUCCGGUCCAAGUCACUAUUUCCCCAGCUCCCAGCGCUUCCGGCAUUCCCUUUCUCUCCAUAAGGGUUCGAGACCAAGGAGGGGGGGUAUCACCCUCCAACAUGGCUCGAAUCUUCUCGUAUGCCUUUACUACAGCAGGAUAUAAUAGCGAACCUGAUGAUGGCGAUGGUGGGCCUUAUGCUGCUCAACAUGUGGGAGGAAGUGCCGCUAUAGGUGGUGGAGGUUCCGGCGAAGGUAACCUUUUUGGAGAGAUCACAAGUAGAGGACUGCAGACCGGGCUGGGAACCAUCGCAGGAUUGGGUUAUGGCCUCCCGAUGAGCCGGUUGUAUGCCAAAUAUUUUGGAGGCUCCCUUGAUCUCUUCUCUUUGGAUGGGUGGGGAAGCGACGUAUUUUUGAAAUUACGAUGCUUAGAUAAAGCUAGUAACGCAGAGAUAUAACAUGGUCUUGUGUUCUUAUUCGUAGAAUUUUAUAUGUGUUGCACCUGUUGCAGUUUUAAUCUGUUCUCGUGUCUUCAGGUUUUUUCCCUUCGGUUUACUUUCUGCUACGCUUGGUGUAUGAAGUACACAGUCAUGUAAUUUAUUUCUCGAUAAUUUCCGAGACUUCGCUCGUCGUAUCUAGAUAUCUGAUG
This is a messenger RNA of Serpula lacrymans var. lacrymans S7.9, 2775 nucleotides long. RefSeq lists its product as uncharacterized. The record is from RefSeq and is a predicted model, not a curated record. Gene Ontology annotation, molecular function: ATP hydrolysis activity; ATP binding; proteasome-activating activity. The transcript has 17 exons. Gene Ontology annotation, biological process: proteasome-mediated ubiquitin-dependent protein catabolic process. NCBI's taxonomy places the organism in Eukaryota, Fungi, Basidiomycota, Agaricomycetes, Boletales, Serpulaceae. Gene Ontology annotation, cellular component: proteasome regulatory particle, base subcomplex. The coding region runs from base 44 to 2584 and encodes 846 amino acids.